AUGAGUUCUUUUUUGUGGGUUAGGCUAACUGGGGGUGGUGAGGACGAUGCCCAUGGCAACCCGGAGCUCUAUUUCCAUAUCAAGUUCGGCGACGGCGAGUCUUCAUACACAACGCAUAACCCAAACUUUAAGAAGGCUGAGAACGUGCUCUCCCCGAACCCGACUCGCACUCUGCAGAUUCCUGGCCCCAACGGGUGGUACUACGUGACGCGCAAGAUUGGCAAGAGCCUCGAGUUGGAUUAUAUGACCAAACUCACGCCGCAGACUGAUGCCACCGAGUGGCGGAGAGUAACACUCAAAGCCGGGGCGAACUUUGCCGCCCUUAGACAGGUUCUAAUCGACAUGCUCACCAGGUUUCCGAACUAUGACUGGCAAACUGGGGCAGGCUCAACAAGAAUCGCAUUUGAACAGAAUUGCACGAGUUGGCUGGCUGCUAACUGCAAUAUCGAGUAG
Molecule: messenger RNA, 453 nt
Organism: Fusarium keratoplasticum
Lineage: Eukaryota; Fungi; Ascomycota; Sordariomycetes; Hypocreales; Nectriaceae
Exons: 3
Coding region: 1-453 (150 amino acids)
Source: RefSeq, a predicted model, not a curated record